Pogona vitticeps (central bearded dragon) is the source of this 1387-nucleotide messenger RNA. The record is from RefSeq and is a predicted model, not a curated record. Lineage: Eukaryota; Metazoa; Chordata; Lepidosauria; Squamata; Agamidae.
AAACUUAACAUCCUCCACUCUUCAAGAAGUGCCUAAACACAUACAACCUCUUGAGUCUGAUCUGCCAAAACUAUUCAGAUGAAUUCUUUGCAGUCUUGUUAACAGAAAGUCUCAGUUCUUGUAAGCUGAUGACUUUUGUUUCAUUUUGUGGAUUAGUUCACUGACAGCUCAGGAGGUCCCAAAAUGGACUUGCAUGGAGUAGCCAAUGGGAGAAGGAGGCUAGCAUCUUUCUGCUUCAUGCACUUUGGCAUCUACCUCGUGUGUAGCUCAUGUGCUGAUGCCUUUUGGGUUGCUGAGCUUAACAUCUCUUUUUGGCUGGGAAAUCAGGCUGUGUGGGAGAUCACAGAAAAUGGGAUGUUUGCCAAAGCAUCUCCUUUGAAGAAGGUGUCUGGAGUUGUGGUGCCGCCAGAGGGACUGUAUCAAAAUGCCUGCAACUCUGAAACCACUUUCAAUAAGCCACCAAAUGGGAAGAGCUGGAUAGCACUUAUCAUGAGGGGGCAGUGCCCAUUUACCAAAAAAAUCAAAGUUGCUGCAGAGAAGGGAGCUGCUGGUGUGAUCAUCUAUAAUUAUCCAGGUACAGGUAACAACAUCUUUCCCAUGUUUAACUUUGGAGCAGAAGAUAUUGUGGCAGUCAUGAUCAGCCACCUGAAAGGUAUGGAUCUCUUACAUUUGAUUCACAGUGGCAUUGAUGUGAUGAUAACAAUUGAAGUCGGAAAGCAUUACUAUCCAUGGCUAACCCAUUAUAUGGGCACCUUGCUUGUUUUUGGCUUAGUUGCUGUGGCAUAUUGCACUUUUUAUUGUGCUGGGAGGCUACGAAGAACAAGGAAUCCAACACCAAGAAGAAGGCAGCUAGUUGAUAUUAAUAAAGCCAUUAAUCAUCUGGAGCUUCGCACAUUGAAAGAGAAUGACAAGGAGGUUGGAUCUAAUGGAGAGAACUGUGUAGUGUGUUUAGAAAUGUAUAAACCUAAAGAUAUAGCCCGUGUAUUGCAUUGCAGGCAUCUUUUCCACCAAACCUGUGUUGAUCCUUGGCUUUCAAAGCAUCAGACAUGCCCUGUGUGCAAGUGGAACAUACUUGGGGCAAUGGAAGGUGUUGCAACUGAAACAGAGCCACUAGUGGCUGCUCAAAUACCAAAUGAAGCUUCUUCCAUGAUCCGUUCUCCUAAUGAAGGAAACUAUGGAGCAGCACAUGUGGGAAUGCAGAAAGGCCCAAAGGCAGAAUCCAGAGGUGAAUAACUUUCACAUUCUGCCUGCCACAUCCUUCAAGACCAAGCCUGAGCAGGUGUGGAAUAAAAAGCUUUACUUCUCUUUCCGCAGAUUUUCGCUUUUCUUCUUCUGUGUUGAGGGUACAAGUAGAAAACAUGAUAUCACCCAGCUCUCAUCAUUCCUC